CUUCUUCUUCUUCCCUUCCUUCCUUCCUUCCUUCCUUCCUAGGUGAAGGAUGGACUACUCCUACGACGAGGACCUGGACGAGCUGUGCCCGGUGUGUGGGGACAAGGUCUCGGGGUACCACUACGGGCUGCUCACCUGCGAGAGCUGCAAGGGUUUCUUCAAGAGGACGGUGCAGAACAACAAGCACUACACAUGUACGGAAAGCCAGAGCUGCAAGAUCGACAAGACGCAGCGCAAGCGGUGCCCGUACUGCCGUUUCCAGAAGUGCCUGGCUGUGGGAAUGAGGCUGGAAGCUGUCCGGGCAGAUCGCAUGCGGGGCGGACGCAACAAGUUUGGCCCCAUGUACAAGCGCGACCGGGCGCUGAAGCAGCAGAAGAAGGCCCUCAUCCGUGCCAAUAGCUUCAAGCUCGAAGGGGCGGCCGUGGUCGUGCCUCCCCCACCGCCUCCUUCGGUGGCCUCGGUCGUCUCUCCGGCGCAGGCGGCAGACUACAGCGGCUCCCUCCCGGCCUCCCUCCACGCCUUGGCACAUCCGCCCAUCAACAUCAGCACCAGCACUUCGGCCAUGACUCCCGUCGAUUACGAGCGCAGCCCGUACGGGACGCCCGCUUUGGCCGGCCAUGGGGUCGCGCUCUCGGGCUUCCCCUACCCUCCGCCCUUCGCCAGCCGGGCCAUCAAGUCCGAGUUCCCGGACCCGUACGCGGCACAUCCCCACGAAGCGGCGGCCCCGGCUUACCCAUACCCGGAGGCCUUUCCCGGAGGAGGAGGAGGAGGAGGAGGAGGAGGAGGAGAAGGAGGAGGAGGAGGCCCAUCGUCCCCGGCCGCCCCGGCCCCCGAGGUGCCUGAGGUCAUCCUGAAGCUGCUGCAGCUGGAGCCCGACGAGGUGCAGGUCAAGGGCCGCAUCCUGAGCUGCCUCCAGCAGGAGCAGGGCAAGAGCCGCCCCCAGGAGAAGCUCAACACCUUUGGCCUCCUCUGCCGCAUGGCCGACCAGACCCUCUUCGCCAUCGUGGAGUGGGCACGCAGCUGCCUCUUCUUCAAGGAGCUGGAGGUGGGAGAUCAGAUGAAGUUACUGCAAAACUGCUGGAGCGAGCUGCUCGUUUUUGACCAUAUUUUCCGCCAAGUGCAGUACGGAAAGGAGCACAGCAUGAUGCUGGUGACCGGCCAGGAGGUGGACCUGUCCACGGUGGCCACGCAGGCUGGCUCGAUCCUCAACAACCUGGUCUUGAGAGCUCAGGAGCUGGUGCUCCACUUGCAUUCGCUCCAGGUGGACAAGCAGGAGUUUGUGUGCCUGAAGUUCCUUAUUCUCUUCAGUCUCGAUGUGAAGUACGUGGAGAACUCAAGCCUGGUGAAAGAAGCGCAAGAGAAGGCCAACGCGGCCCUGAUGGAGUACACGGUCUGCCACUAUCCCCACGCCACGGACAAAUUCCGGCAGCUGCUGCUCCGGUUGGCCGACAUCCGGGCCCUCAGCAUGCAGGCCGAGGAGUAUUUGUACCACAAGCACCUGAGCGGAGAGGUCCCCUGCAACAACCUGCUGAUCGAGAUGCUCCACGCCAAGCGGACUUGAGAGCGCAGCCCGGGCAAAGCGAUGGUGGCCGGCGCUCUCCUGGGAAGGAUAGGUGGGCGCUGG
Messenger RNA from Anolis sagrei ordinatus, 1624 nucleotides. The record is from RefSeq and is a predicted model, not a curated record. Lineage: Eukaryota; Metazoa; Chordata; Lepidosauria; Squamata; Anolidae.